Molecule: messenger RNA, 1833 nt
Organism: Thermothielavioides terrestris NRRL 8126
Lineage: Eukaryota; Fungi; Ascomycota; Sordariomycetes; Sordariales; Chaetomiaceae
Exons: 5
Coding region: 1-1833 (610 amino acids)
Biological process (GO): transmembrane transport
Molecular function (GO): transmembrane transporter activity
Source: RefSeq, a predicted model, not a curated record
AUGCCCGGCUGGAAAUACGCGUUCACUCUUCCCAGCGCGUCGGUGAAGUCCGCCACCCCGCCGGGAACUGUCAUCCUCAUCGGUAAGUUGCCGUCUCCUCCGGUGUCUCUCUCGCCCGGCCGCCGCGAGGGGGACGACCGGGUCGUGAAGUUCCCCAUCCCGACCUCCGACCCGGCGGACCCGCUGAACUGGCCUCGCUGGCGCAAGGUGACGUGCAUGGUGGCCGUGGCGUGGUACGCCUUCGUGGCCAACUACAUCGCGUCGUCGCUGGCGCCGGCGCUGCCGGUGUGGAACCACCAGUUCCCCCAGGACCGGCGGCAGCCCCGCGAGCUGAUGCAGCUGGUGGCCUUCAACGUGCUCGUCCUCGGCCUCGGCAACAUCAUCUGGGUCCCGCUCGCCAACGUCUUCGGCCGCCGGCUGGUCCUCGUGCUCUCGACCGUCGUGCUGUCCGCGGCCAGCGCGUGCGGAAUGAAGCUCGGAGGCUUCACAACCAUGCUCAUCAUCCGCAUCUUCCAGGGCCUGGGCAGCUCCGCCUCCGAGACGGUCACGCCGGCCGUGGUCGGCGACCUUUUCUUUGUCCAUGAGCGCGGACGCUGGAUGGCGUUCUACACGGCCUCGCUUGCCUGUGGCUCUGUCACCGGCGGCAUCACGGGCGGAUACAUCGCCACGAAGCUCGGCUGGUUCAGGCAGUUCUGGUUCGCGACCGGCCUCUCCGGCCUAGCCGCCUUGCUCAUCAUCUUCCUGGUGCCCGAAACCAUGUACGACCGCGGCGAGCACACCCUGCCGAUCCAACAAACGCUGCCGCGUGCGUCCCAAAUACUCGGUCUGCAGCCCUCUCAAGAACCGGGGCGAGACCGGACAUCGCUGCCGCCCCGGCUGUCGCUGGCAACGCUGCCCUCGAUGCGGCUGAGCGUGCCCUCAAAGUUCAUGUGGCCCUUGGCCCAGGAACUCGAUCCAGACCACGGCAUGACCUGGUACAACGACGCACCGUCGGACGACGAGACGGCGUCCAGAGCCUCCAGGGCGUCCCGCGCCACCCCGCGCAACAGCACCCUCGCCGUUCCCGCCCGCGACAGCGCCGCGCAACACCGCCCCUACACCUUCUGGCGGUCUCUCACGUUCAGCCGGUACCGGGGCAAGAUCUGGUACCAGUUCGCCAAGCCGUGGCUGACGCUGCGGCUGCCGGCGACGUGGGUGAUCAUGCUGCAGUACGGCGGGCUGGUGGCGGGCGUGGCGGUCAUCUCGACGGUCGGGCCGCAGAUCCUCACGGGCAAGCCGUACGGCUGGGGCGAGAACGCGGGCCUGCUCUUCGUCGGCGCGCUCGUGGGCAUCCUGCUCGGCGGGCUGACCACCGGCCUGCUGGUCGACCGCCGGCUCAAGAAGCUGGCGCGCGACGCCGACCACGGCUACGCCGAGCCCGAGGCCCGGCUCGCCGUCAUGGUGCCCGCGCUCGCCAUCGGCACGUGCGGCCUGCUCGUGUUUGGCUUCUGCGCCAAGUAUCCCGGCAAGUUCCAGUGGGUCGGCCUCGAGUUCGCCUACGGCAUGGUCGCGCUGGCGCUGGCGCAGGUGCCUUCCAUCUGGUUCAACUAUCUCAUCGACGCCUACGAGCAGCUAGCCAGCGAUUGCUUCGUCAUGAUCUGCAUCCUGCGGGGCCUUGUCCCCUUCGCCUGGACCUUCUUUGUCGCGCAGUGGGUGGCGCGCGAUGGCUUCUUGAUUCCGUUUGGUGGCUUCACCGCCAUCCUGGGCGGCUUCUCGCUGCUGACCCUGCCCAUCAUGUUUUGGGGCAAGCGUAUGAGGAUUGCCACUGCGCGUUUCGUUGUCAAGAAUCAAUAA